This is a messenger RNA of Monopterus albus (swamp eel), 2193 nucleotides long. RefSeq names its product solute carrier family 26 member 6-like. The record is from RefSeq and is a predicted model, not a curated record. Lineage: Eukaryota; Metazoa; Chordata; Actinopteri; Synbranchiformes; Synbranchidae. Gene Ontology annotation, biological process: transmembrane transport. The coding region runs from base 1 to 2193 and encodes 730 amino acids. The transcript has 17 exons. Gene Ontology annotation, cellular component: membrane.
AUGGUGGACAAGGACUAUUUUGUAGAGAAAGAGGUUCUGGAUGAGUUGCGUCUGGGUGAAGUGGCACAAGAAGGGAAAUGGAUCACUAAACCACCUGUGCGUGAACGGGUAAAAAAUUUCUUCAGGUGUCCCAGUCUGAAGCGCACAGUAACAAGCUGGGUGCCUAUUCUAGGCUGGCUGCCUCAGUACUCACUCAGAGAAAAUGCAAUUGGGGACCUGAUUGCUGGAUUCAGUGUGGCCAGUAUGCAUCUACCACAAGGCAUGGCAUAUGCUCCUCUGGCUGCCAUACCCACUGUGCAUGGUCUAUACACCUCCUUCUAUCCGAUCCUGAUCUUUGCCAUCUUCAGUACUUCCAGACACGUCUCCAUAGGUACGUUUUCUGUAAUCAGCAUGAUGGCUGGGAGUGCAACAGUAAGGCUAGCACCAGACCAGAACUUUCUUGUAAAUGGCACUAAUGGAACAACCGUGAACACCACUGCACGGGAUGUUGCCAGAGUACAGAUAGCAUGUUCCCUCGCACUCUUGACAGGAAUCUUUCAGAUCCUGCUGGGUAUUGUGAGAUUUGGAUUUGUUGUGACCUAUCUGUCUCAGCCACUGAUUCGUGCUUACACCACUGCAUCAGCAUGUCAAGUAGCCAGCACCCAGCUAAAGUAUCUGUUUGGAGUCUCAAUCGCUCGAUACAGUGGCCCCCUCUCCCUCAUUUAUACUGUGGUGGAUGUUUGCCGAAUGCUGCCUAAAACUAGGGUGGUAGAGCUGGUGGUGGGCGUGAUCGCGCUUUCAGUUCUCAUUGUGAUUAAAAAUAUCAAUUACCGCUGCAAAGAGAAGAUGAUUGCGCCCAUCCCUAUCGAACUCAUACUUGUCAUAGUAGCAACAAUCAUCACCCACUACGCUGGACUUAUUGAUAAAUACGGCGUUGAUGUGGUUGGAGUGAUUCCCUCUGGCUUCAGGGCCCCUGUUGUUCCAGAUGGCUCGUUUUUCCCAUCGAUUGCGGGUGAUGCUAUUUCUCUGGCCAUAGUGAGCUACACCAUCAACAUUGCACUGGCCAAAACAUUUGCCCUCAAGCAUGGCUACAAGGUGGACAAUAACCAGGAGCUGGCUGCAGUGGGUCUUAGUAACGGCAUUGGCAGCUUUUUUUUUUGUUACAAUGUGUCCUCCUCCCUGUCCCGCAGCCUCGUCCAGGAGACCACAGGGGGCAAGACACAACUUGCGGGACUAAUUUCAUGCAUUGCUAUGAUGAUUGUGAUUUUGAAAAUAGGUUCUCUUUUUCAAGAGCUCCCCAAGGUUGUCUUAGCUGCAAUAGUAUUUGUGAACUUAACAUUAAUGUUCAUGCAGUUGACUGAUGUCUAUACACUGUGGAAGACCAAUAAGAUUGAUAUGGUGGUGUGGCUGGUGACAUUCGCAUGUACCAUCCUGCUCAACCUGGACAUUGGCCUGGCUGCUGCCGUUGGCUUUUCCUUGUUUGUUUACAUCAUCAGAUCACAACUACCUCGCUACUAUAUCUUGGGUCUUGUGCCAGACACAGCCUUGUAUCUUGACAUAGAAACCUACAAGGAGGCUAAAGAGAUUCCUGGAAUUAAAAUCUUCAGUACAUCUGCAACUCUGUACCACAUAAAUGCUGAGAGGUUCACGGAGGCCCUGGAAAAGAAGACUGGAUUUGACCUUGAGAAGCUGCUGACAACGAAGAGGAAACGAGAUGAAGCACUGAAGCGUAAAGAAGAGAAAGAGAUAAAGAAAGCGAAAAAGCUGGCAAAGAACCAAAACCAGCUCAACAGGCGCCUGUUCAGUGGCAUAUUUGCUUUAAAGAAGUCAAAGAUUGAGGAGGGGGGAUUUCCUGCAGAGCUGAGCGGACAGAAUCAAGUGAAUCUCACAGACUUUAAACAAGCUGGGAUUUCUACAAUUGACCUUGGUACAGGUCAGGUAAACUGGGCUUACCAACAUGAUUUAGGCCCUGGUGAUAACAACCUGCCCCCGGUAACAUACCAUGGUGACGAGGAUAAAGGGAGUUCAAGUGAAUCACGCACGCAUAGCAUCAUUUUGGACAUUUCAAAAACCAGCUUUGUGGACAUAAACACUGUGAACGUCUUGAAAAAGAUUUUCAGUGACUUUGGGGAGCUUGAUGUGGCCAUCCAUGAGUCUGACCCCCUCCAACCAAAGACUCAUUUAUCACCUUUCAGCUUCAGCUUUGUUUAUUAA